UGGGUGUGUACAGUAAAUAUCUCUGUGUAUGUGUGUGUAUAUACUAGGUCGGUAGGGUGGUAGCCUACAAGGUGGCAUGAUAUAUUAGCUGCGUCUCGCUUCUAAAUCGCAGCCAGAGCCCGGCCAGAUUAGAGAGUGAGCUCGGCUCUAAUCCGCCGCAUUCGGAGCACAGCUUCGCCUCAUCACUGGUCUGGUGUGUGCAUGUGUUUGGUUCUGUUUCUUUUUCCUUGUGCGUGCGUGUGUGUGUGUAUGUGUGUGUAUUUCGGCGUGCCUGGCUUUUCCUUACUAUAGGCCAUAGACUCAAAAUCUCUCACUGACAUUGGCCACCGCCUAUAGCUCAGGCCAUAUAGGUAUUCCAGCGGCUUGUUGGGCUUUAACUCGUACAAACAGUUCCCAGACUGUCCUUUUGCCGAUCUCGAAUCCACUUUACGAAAAGGCCGAAUUGAUUUCAUUUGGCAACAGCAGGUUUUGGAACUUUCUUUCUUUGACUGUGGCACUGAACUUGCACGGACGAUUGAGCAUCACUGUUGCCGUCGCCGUGCUGCUCCUAGCUCUUGUUUCUUCUGGCUUUUGGCAUUGGCGUUGAACCAGCAAGUUGGCGAGUCAUUUCGACGUCGACGCAACAAGCUCCUCCCAUUUGCUUGCCUCUUGUCCGUUCAUCCGACAGGCUCUAGCGGUACUAGUGACUCUUCCAUAUCGUAUAGCUACUGCUGACUGCCGCUUCAGUUACUACCCCACUCUUUCGUUGCCGGACCGUCUCCGUACAAUCCCGCUUAAUUCCAACCGGGGGGCUUUGCGGGUUAGUUGAACCCGAGAUUCCGACCCAAAGAUCCACCGAAGCUUUUCGGGGGUCUUAUUUCCAAAGUCCUCGUUGAUCGGCAUCGAAUUGCUGCUGCGUGCUUCUACAUCACCACUCUCCCAAUCCCGACGACCAUAACACCCGAAGCAAAAGAGGACAGAAAAACAAAACAAUCGUUUCUUCUUCCUCCCUUUGCAAAAUCAAAAAAGGAAACUAGAAAAGAAUUCUCUACUUUCUACAAGUGUUUUUUGUUCUCCCUUUUCCCUUUUGCCUGUGAAAGCGACUGCGUCGUGAUGGAACUUGCCAAUAAUUCCUCGAACGGUGGCGGUGGAGGCGGUAACUUGACAUCCGAUCCGUCGCUCUGCUUACAAGAUUUGGUGGCCGGAGUCGGCGGUGGCGGAUCGGUGGAUCACCACCGAUCCAUCCCCGUCUCUUACGCUCAACAUGCACCGACUCAUCAUCACCACCACCAGCUGAGCCAUCAUCAUCACUUGCAGAGCAUUCAGCAUCACCACCAUCAAUUGCAUCAUCACCACCUAACGGGUGCUGGUGUCCACCAGGGUGGCGAACCAUCGCUGGAUCUUAAUCAGCAUCAUGUUUUGAAUUCUAAUCACCAUCACGCAGCCCGACAUCUCUCGGCUGCGAUGAACGGCGCCGAUGUUUCUUCGUUUAUGACGUCCACUUCGUCAUCGCCGUUCUUGCCGGCAGGCACUGGACACCACCACCAUCCGCACCACCCUCAGCAUCUGAUGGGAUCAAUGGCAACGGCGGUGGCCGUGGCGGCAGCGGCCACUGCUAACGCCAGCAAUAAUCAUUCCCGAAGACCCAUACACAGUGGAGCUCUAGGAGGCCCUGUGCCCACCACUGCAUCAGGAUCGUCCAUCGACAAAAUCAAACGAGAGGCCGAUAAGAAUGGCAGUUCAUCGGUUUUGCAACACCCGCACCAUCAUCACCAGCAGCCGCCACAGCAACAACAACCCUCGCACUUGGUGGUUGAUUCCAACGAGCAAACAGCAGUGGCCUCGGGAGCCGAGGAAACUGACAAGGAUGGCCGGAAGAAGCGUCAGCGUCGUCAGAGGACUCACUUCACCUCACAACAAUUACAGGAACUCGAGGCCACUUUCACUCGCAACCGAUAUCCGGAUAUGAGUACUCGCGAAGAGAUUGCAAUGUGGACAAAUUUGACCGAACCAAGAGUCAGGGUGUGGUUCAAAAAUCGACGCGCAAAAUGGAGGAAGCGCGAACGGAACGCAAUGAACGCGGCGGCUGCUGCGGCCGCUGAUUUCAAGUCUUCGUUUACUCCGCAAUUCAACGGCCUGAUGCAACCGUUUGGAGCCGCGGCGGCUGCAGCCGACGAGGCGGCGCUCUACGCUGCUGGAUAUGCCCCGCCGACGUACAACGGUUGGGCUGGAAAAGUUCCCAGUCCCCUUGCCGGGACGGCCAAAAGCUUUCCAUGGGGUCUCAACUCAGUGAAUAUGUCACCGCUGAGUGCGGCCGGAUUCAAUCCCGUCACUCCUGUCGGUCAAAUGGUUAACAGUAGCGCAAUCGGAAUGUCGACGAUGGCUACCAUGUCAAAUUCCCUCGGCAUGGCCAGUCAAGCAGCUGGACCUUGCAUGCAACACUACAGCAGUCCGCCAAAUCAUUACGCAUCUUACCGCGAACAGUGCGGACCUCCUCCACCGCCGCCACCAUCAGCAACGCCAACCGUUGUCCCGACACCGGUCAGUUCAGCUGCUUUGCGUUUCAACAAGUCCAACAAUAACAGCGCCGCCAAAACUAGUAGCAGCAGCAGCUCCAGUAGCAGCACGAGCAGCAGCAGUAGCAAUAGCUCAUCGGGCCUGCUUUCUGGCUAUGGCCAGCAACCGGGCAGUCCUCGCUCUAACGCCGCAUUAGCUGCGUGCCAAUAUGCAGGCGCUGAUCGCUCACCUGUCUAAUAAUUCUUAUUCUCAAAAAGUCAGCAGGCGUUUGUGUGAUGACUCGAAAAAGACGAGUAAAGAUUUUUUAAAUUAGACGUCAAGAAACAGAAAAAAAAAUUAAGGCCCAUUUCAUUCUUUAUUUGCAGUGGAAUACAGAACUGAAGUAUCCUGGCCGUUCAAUAAAUGUAAGGAUGUAAAUAUGUAGCCCGUCGGUCUACGCAAUUUCUCCCCCUGUCACCUGCGUUUGAUAUUGUUUUCUUUCUUUUGGAUAUGUCAUGCAAUCUGUUGCGAUUCGUGAGUGGCACGGUUUCAUCGUGCAAUUUCAAUCCCGUGCAACUGAAUGUCUAUACUGUAUACAUACAUUUUCAUUUGUCCUAAUCAUUAUGCCUAUAUUUGGCUCGAGUCUUGUCACCCCAUUUUGUUUUGUAAUAGUUUUUUUUUUCGUUUGUUUUCAUUUUUCUUCAUCUAGACUGAUACACGAUAAUAUUUAAAACCCGAAAAAAAAAAAAAAAAAAUAAAAAUAAUAACAAUAACAAUCGCAUGUCUAAUCAUAUCGACUCCUCCGACUGUUUAUGAUUUCGUACGAUUCGAAUUUAAUACGAUAGCAUCGUGCAAUGCAAACAAAAGAAAAAAAAAUAUAAUAGCUGUCCAAUAUUUCAUCGUAUUUGAUUGCAAAAAUGAAUAAAAUCCAUUCGGAAACCAA
This is a messenger RNA of Daphnia carinata, 3418 nucleotides long. RefSeq names its product pituitary homeobox 2-like (gene Ptx1). Lineage: Eukaryota; Metazoa; Arthropoda; Branchiopoda; Diplostraca; Daphniidae. Gene Ontology annotation, cellular component: nucleus. The record is from RefSeq and is a predicted model, not a curated record. The transcript has 3 exons. The coding region runs from base 1093 to 2733 and encodes 546 amino acids. Gene Ontology annotation, biological process: anatomical structure morphogenesis; regulation of transcription by RNA polymerase II. Gene Ontology annotation, molecular function: RNA polymerase II cis-regulatory region sequence-specific DNA binding; DNA-binding transcription factor activity, RNA polymerase II-specific.